Oncorhynchus gorbuscha (pink salmon) is the source of this 3920-nucleotide messenger RNA. Its product is annotated as cytospin-A-like. NCBI's taxonomy places the organism in Eukaryota, Metazoa, Chordata, Actinopteri, Salmoniformes, Salmonidae. The record is from RefSeq and is a predicted model, not a curated record. The transcript is spliced from 12 exons. Bases 1221 to 2756 code for a protein of 511 amino acids. Gene Ontology annotation, molecular function: protein binding.
ACCUGAAUGCAUUUAUUUAUUACAUUUGUAGGGGUUGGGCAAAGGCUGAAAUUGGGGUUGAGAGUUAGUUACCGUUUUUAAGAAGAGAGAUGUGUUUAUGAUUUAUGUACAAGCCGGACGCGGGGGACAAGAGAGAGACGCAAUGACAAACGACGUAAAAGGAUAAUAGCGCCGUCCAACGGUUGGUUGGGCCAAGUAAAGGUAUAUAGUCAGAGACCCCCGGGAAGUUCUAGUAGGUCCGUCUGAAAUCCUAUAGGUCCCUUCGUUGAUCGCUGAUCUAAAAUACUUGGAGAAUCUCUUGAAGAAAAACUGAACUUCCUUCAGGAAAAAUAAAUGUAUUCUAUUAAAUAGGUUUACGCUACCUUCUCUGCCAAUAUUUGCAUCGGAACUUCCAACACUGGAGCUACUGAAUGUAUCCUAGGCAACUGUCAUUAUCAACUUGAAUUUAAUCCAAAUUCAUGAUAUUCUCCUCGCUCAACACUUCUGGACGUGGAGCUUUUUAUACACACAUUUAUAGUUAAAUAUAUCCAGCGUUCUAGUAGACUGGCUUCCUUGCCUCCCAAAGGUUUAACGGCGCGGCGUAGCACAGUCCGUCCCUCCGUCUGUCUCGCAGUUUACCGCAUCGUUUCUUCCAAGCAGGUUCCAGAAUUAUCUUUCUCCAUUCAUACUACACAACGUUUCAACAGCAGGAAACAGCCCCCCAAACCUGUAUCAGACUAUUGAAGACGGAGAAAAAUGCGGCGAUGAAAGCUGAGAAGAGCGACUGAAACAGUAUUUAUCGGGCGGUAGGCUACGUGGUCGUGGGAAUAUAUAUCGAGGUGUAUUAUGCCCUAUCCAAUCUGCGGUGGACCUAAGAGAGAGCACCAGAGGGGAAUGUGAGGGGUGCUGGGAAGCACAGUCACACUGCUGUCUCCCUGCACCUGCUGCAUCAUGGGUAACGUCGGUGGAAAGGACAGCCAUGGCCCUACAGGUUCCCUACAUGAACGAUCUCAUUUAGAUAUGUUACAAACUCCUCCCUCUUCCCUCUCUGAUUCUGAUCUGGCACCAGCCGCGGCUCAGCUGCUGCAGCAGGGGACACCGUCCUCCGGGACCACCCGGGGCAUCGUCUGCCAGGGUGGAGCCUCCCCCAUUUCCAACUGGAGACACACACUGUCCGUCCCCCAGAAUGGGCCGUGAUUACAGUGGAGAGCAGAGUGUCUCCGCAGGGGACUGGGAUUGAGAUGGAAGGUGGAAGGCAGACAGUGCAGUGCUCUAACAGCCACACCAGCAGCCCUGUGUCCCCAGGCCAGCACCCUCAGUUUGAGGGUAGCCCUUUGGAGCCUAGCUGGCAGGAGCGGGACAGUGGGAUGGAGCCCCAUGCAAGGCCAGAGCGAGCUGGGGAGGAGAUGGCCCUGGCACUAUUUAGCCUUUUGGAACAUCACAGGUCUGCACUGGGGCUCAGUCCGGGCUUGGACGCACCAGCAGGAGCAGCCGAGCUGCUGAGGCGGUUGCUGGUGGAGAGAGAGGAGCUGGUCGAGGAGGUGCGCAACUUGAAGGACACACUGAGGACUGAGCGAGCUGAGUGGCUCCAGUUCCAGUGUGAUCUACAGGUGGCAGUGUCUGUGGCCGACCGGCUGCGCGUGGAAGCGGAAGAGACUCUAGGCACGCUCAGAGAGAGCCAUGGGAAUGUGGAGGGCCAGCUGGACCAGGCCCAGUGCAGACAGCAAGACACGGACAGGGAGCUGGAGAGCCUGAGGGCUGAACACAGAGAGGCCUGUCACAGAUUGUCUGCUCUCACCAUGGAGCACCAACAGACUAGGGCUGAGCUGGACACACGGAGACACACACUCCGGGAGAGUGAGAGGGACUCACUGAGGAAAAGAGAGAAGGACUCACACAGAGAGAUAGAGGGAAGAGACACAGAGGGAGAAGACACUAGUGAAGACAUAAGCACGAUGGAGGCACUGGAUGGGAAGAAAAGAGAGGAUUCAGAAAGAGAAGUGGAAGGAGAGAAAAGGGUGAAGAGUGAGGGAGAGGAUGUUAACAUGGGAGGGCAGUUUCCCAAGGAGCUUGUUAGAGGAGGGGAGAACUUGAUCAAAGUGAAGGGGGUGGCGGCGGCAUACCUACGGAAUUUGGCAGCCGGGGAGAAAGGGUGCGGCUUGAGAGAUUCACCAAGGAUUGUGGUGAUGUCAGAGCGUUCCAGGAGCCUCUCUCGACUUCCCCUGCCCACUGACUCUCUCCCUGCACAGAAUGGUAGCUCCCAGAACCCUACCAGCACAACACUGCCUCUCUACAAGAAAGAAGAGCCAGCCAAAGGGAAAAGGAUGGACCGCAUACUGCUACGACAGGACAGCUGGUCUAGCUUCUAUACAAAAAAACAGGAGGAGGACCAGAACGCAGACCCAUUGUUCAGACCUCAGGAUGGUUUCAGUAUGCUGCUGCGAUGUCAUGGAGGCUCCAGGCGGAACUCACUCUUGCGUUGGUGUCAAAGCCGCACCCAGGGCUAUAAGAAUAUUGAGAUCACCAACUUCAGUAGCAGUUGGGAGGAUGGUCUUGCUUUCUGUGCCGUGUACCACACCUAUCUGCCCACACAAAUCCCCUACAGUAGUCUCAGCACAGGAGACAAAAGCGAGAACCUGGACCUAGCCUUCCAGACAGGGGAGAGUGUUGGAAUCCCAGCCACUUUGACCGUGGAGGAGAUGCUGAGACCAGGUGGGCCAGACUGGCAGAGGGUCCUGGGGUACGUUGAAAGCAUAUUUCGUCACUUUGAGAUGUAAGGUCAUUUCCCUUCUGGGUUCUAUACCAAACACUACAUCUAACUGGUCUGCCACCACCAGUCUGGUUAUUUUUGAUGCAUCAUGAACUGGACUCUUGAGUGAUAUACCACUAGGGGGUUUAGGACUACUGUUGGAACGGAAUUCUCCUUCAGCCUCACUCCUUGUGCAGGGGCUCCUGCUGCUGGCCAAUGGUUGAAGGUGCACUGUGGAUGGAGCUACUAUGAACUGGGUCGAUCUUGAUUUCAGAAAGCGCUGACCAUGGGGGUUUUGGGCUGAGAGCUGGGUUUUUUGGUAAAUACACAGUGAUUGCACUGAAUGAGGAGCCAUUGGAAAUGACCACAAGGAGAACCAUAAAUUAGGAAAUUGUGGAUAUGGGAAGGAUGUUACUAUUUGCACCAGGAAAAAUUAACAAUGACUUCAAGUUCUUCACUUAGGGUUCUACUGCUGUUCACUCUGUUGUGCACUUAUUUUGAUGCCUUUUAAUUUGAUCAACAAUAUAAAGUCUGUCACAAGUUAACUGGAAGAUUUGAAUGUUAUAGACACGCUCUCUCCAUGGAUCUGAUUUUAUACCCUUAGAAAACUCUAUCCCGUUGUGAUAUUAAUGUAGCCAGAAGUAGUAUUUUAAUGUCUGUAUACAACCCAACUCAAAGCAGAAAAAAGGUCUGGACAACUUGAAUGAGUUCAUUCAAUGGCAUUGUGUGCAUCACAACUGCAAUCAACCAAGAGUGACUGCCUUUGAAAAAAUGUGUGUAUGGUGCUGUCUAACUAGUAAUAUUUUUAAUGUAUGUUUUGUUUGGAAGAACUUUUGAAUUUGAAUGUUAUUUUAAAUGUAGUAUGCAAACAGAAGUGCCAUAUGGUGGACUAUCCAACAGAGGGACUUGUCUCCUGUUAUGGAGUAUGGGAAUGAACUGUCAUGAGGUUUUGUCUGAUAAUAGGAACAACAAUGAGGCCAUAUAAGUACUGGAUCCUACAAUGUUUGCUUGUCUUUGUGAUUGAGGGAGAAGGUGAGAAAUAAGAGUGAUGUAUUGUAUGUGUCUCAAGUAUAAAUUGAGACACAGAGGCCCUCCCUAAACAGUUUUACUGUGACAAUGGUACUGUACGAGAAUGAUAAAUGACAAACAGUUGCCAAAGCAUUACUGCCAUAAUAAAGGUUGUUUUAAUCUG